GGGAGCGGAAGUGACGCGUUUGUCCCGCGCUGGCUGGCGCUGCAGCGUCUCUUCUUAGUCUCCGACGGCGGGCGGUGCUGGCGUUCGUUCUGACUCAAAUGGGUGAUGAAAAGGACUCUUGGAAAGUGAAAACUUUAGAUGAAAUUCUUCAGGAAAAAAAACGAAGGAAGGAGCAAGAAGAGAAGGCAGAGAUAAAACGCAUUAAAAAUUCUGAUGAUCGGGAUUCAAAGCGGGAUUCCCUUGAAGAGGGGGAGCUGAGAGAUCACCGUAUGGAGAUAACAAUCAGGAAUUCACCUUACAGAAGAGAAGAUUCUAUGGAAGAUAGAGGAGAGGAGGAUGAUUCCUUGGCUAUCAAACCACCACAACAAAUGUCACGGAAGGAAAAAGCACAUCACAGGAAAGAUGAGAAGAGGAAAGAGAAACGUAGACAUCGUAGUCAUUCAGCAGAAGGAGGGAAGCAUGCCAGGGUAAAAGAGAAGGAACGUGAGCAUGAACGUAGGAAAAGACAUCGAGAAGAGCAGGAUAAGGCUCGACGUGAAUGGGAAAGGCAGAAGAGGAGGGAAAUGGCUAGGGAGCAUUCCAGGAGGGAGAGGGAUCGUCUAGAGCAGCUUGAGCGAAAACGAGAACGGGAGAGAAAAAUGCGAGAGCAACAAAAAGAGCAAAGGGAGCUAAAAGAACGGGAAAGGCGAGCUGAAGAAAGGCGCAAGGAACGGGAGGCCAGACGAGAAGUUUCUGCACAUCAUAGAACGGUGAGGGAAGAUUAUGGAGACAAAGUAAAAAUAAGAACCUGGAGUCGCAGCCCAUUACGACAGCAAAGAGAGAAGCUUGAGCAAGGAGAUGGCAGGAAGCCAGUAAAAGAGGAGAAAACAGAGGAAAGAGACCUGCUUUCAGAUUUGCAAGACAUCAGUGACAGUGAGAGAAAAACUAGCUCAGCAGAGUCUUCGUCAGGAGAAUCUGGAUCUGGUUCAGAGGAAGAGGAGGAAGAAUCUAGCAGUGGAGAAUCAGAAGAGGAGGAGGAAGAGGAGGAAGAAGAGGAGGAGGAGGAAGAGGAAGAGGAGGAGGAGGAGGAGACAGGAAGCAAUUCUGAGGAAGUGUCUGAACAGUCAGCUGAAGAGGUGAGUGAAGAAGAAAUGAGUGAAGAAGAAGAGCGAGAGAAUGGAAAUCACAUUCCAAUUGUUACAGAGUCAAGGUUUGAUCGAGAUUCAGCUGGAAGUGAAGGAGAAGAGGAGGAAGUUGGGGAGGAGACCCCACAUUCCAAUGCAAUGACAGAAGGAGAUUAUGUUCCUGAUUCUCCAGCUUCAUCACCCAUUGAGUUGAAACAAGAGCUACCCAAGUACCUUCCUGCACUGCAGGGAUGUCGUAGUGUGGAGGAAUUUCAGUGUUUGAACAGGAUUGAAGAAGGAACAUACGGUGUGGUGUACAGGGCAAAAGACAAAAAAACUGAUGAAAUUGUGGCUCUGAAGCGACUAAAAAUGGAAAAGGAAAAAGAAGGCUUUCCUAUUACCUCUCUACGAGAAAUAAACACCAUUCUGAAAGCACAGCACCCAAAUAUAGUCACUGUUAGAGAAAUUGUUGUGGGCAGUAAUAUGGAUAAAAUCUACAUCGUAAUGAAUUAUGUAGAACAUGACCUCAAGAGUCUGAUGGAAACGAUGAAACAGCCAUUUUUACCAGGUGAAGUGAAAACUUUGAUGAUUCAGUUAUUACGUGGAGUCAAGCACCUUCAUGACAACUGGAUACUUCAUCGGGACUUAAAGACCUCCAACCUGCUGCUGAGUCAUAAAGGCAUUUUAAAAGUUGGAGAUUUUGGACUGGCCCGAGAGUAUGGGUCACCUCUGAAGCCUUAUACACCUGUAGUUGUUACACUGUGGUACAGGGCACCGGAGCUGCUACUUGGUGCCAAGGAAUACUCCACUGCAAUAGACAUGUGGUCAGUAGGUUGUAUAUUUGGAGAACUGUUAACUCAGAAACCGCUGUUUCCAGGAAAAUCAGAAAUUGACCAGAUUAACAAAGUUUUUAAGGACCUGGGUACCCCGAGUGAGAAAAUCUGGCCUGGGUACAAUGAGCUGCCAGCUGUAAAGAAGAUGACAUUCACAGAAUAUCCCUAUAACAACUUGCGCAAGAGGUUUGGGGCGCUCCUUUCUGAUCCAGGUUUUGAUCUCAUGAACAAGUUCUUGACAUACUAUCCAGGCAGAAGAAUCACUGCUGAAGAUGGUUUGAAGCAUGAGUAUUUCCGAGAGACUCCCCUUCCUAUUGACCCAUCCAUGUUUCCAACCUGGCCAGCAAAAAGUGAACAACAAAGAGUUAAGCGUGGCACAAGCCCCCGACCUCCAGAGGGAGGACUUGGGUAUAGUCAAUUGGGUGAUGAUGAUCUGAAAGAUACAGGUUUUCACCUGACUACCACAAAUCAAGGAGCAUCGGCAGCAGGACCUGGCUUCAGCCUCAAGUUUUAAACUUAAUAUGAGGAGGGAAAAAAGACAGAGCUUUGACUUCAACCAUGCUGUUGGUGAAUGGAUUUCAAAGUGCUCCAGUUUUGUUCUUCGCAUCAGGAAGACUCUGUUUUACACAGAAAUAGCCAGCUGUCAUCUUGCUGGGUGUGGAAUAUAACUGCUGCAUUUCAUUCAGGGGACUGGAAUGAAUGAAUCCGAAACGCCAAGGAUCAUUACAAAAAUUCAUAAAGGAAAACUUGAAGUACAAUCUCGGAACUGGUUUUGUUUUUUUACUUUUUAAUUUUUUUUGCUUGUAAAUUUGUAGAAUUAAAAUCCAUUUUUAAUUGUUUAACAGUGUGAAGGAUUUCAUUUUCUUCACCUGCACCAGACUUGGAUGGUGGUGGCACUAAAUCUUCUAGAGAGGAAACUGAGAGAGAUUUUUCUCUCUCCAUCAUCCCCAUUUGUGCUUACACAAAUUAAAGCAUAUUGUCAGCACAGGUAGAAAAGCUCUUUUGUAAAGAUUAUCAUCUGUUUGAAUUCAGUUGCUUAUUUGAGCAAGAAACCCUAAAGGCAUUUCUGAGGUGUCCCUCCUAUUCUGUGCCUUGGAGAGAGCCAUGUUGUGCUGUGCUUAAUACUUACUGACCUUUUUUGAGAGCACUGAUGGCCCCAAGUGGUUUCUGAUGGAUUGACCACUUCACUGUUUGAUAUACUGUAUGUAUAUAUUCACAGUGGCUGUGGUGCAGAACAAGAACUGCAAUAUUUUAUAAAUCAAAAAGAUUUAUAUCUAUUAUUUUCUAUAGGUUGUCUUGUUAAUGUCUCCCCUUUUUUCCCAAAAAGAAAAGGUAGGUGUACUGAAUGUACAGUGCUACCUUCCAUAGGAAUUGUCCUAGAAUGUUGUACUCUUAUGUGUUUCUAAUUUAUAACAGAUGUUAGAAAGGAAUACUAUAAAAAGUUGGAUGUUCAUGCAGUUAGAAUUAGGCUCCAAUCCAGUAACGUGCUUAGUUUGAAUGAUAUGAGUAGUCCCAUUGAUUUCAGUGCAACUAUUCAUGUGCUUAAAGUUAAGCAUAUUAAGUGCUUUGCUGGAUCAGAGCCUUAGAAACAGGAUUUUGAGAGAGAGAGAGAGAGAUUUGGAGGAAAAUAGAAAUGUGUAAAUUGUAUAAAAUAUUUUCUUAGGCCUAAUUUUCUAAUUUGCAGUUAACGGGGAUGGGGAGGGAGAUUUUUAGUCUUGUUACCUGUCUGCUUCUGAAACAUGCUGGAUUUUGGCAAGAUUGCACUGUAUUAGGCGUAUGUGGCAGUUAAUGUAUGGAAUAGCAGACUCUGUACUACAUGUCUCAGACUGCAGAGCAGGAGAACAUUUGGCAGUGACCUGCGCAAUAGCUGAUAAAGGAUUAAAAAUGUGACUUUAUAUUGUGUCAAGCUCCACUGUAAACUUUGCACAUCAUAACUUUUGUAUUGUUCCCUUGGCAACAGCAGCUAUAGCCACCCAUGGACAAGUCUGAUUCCCAGCAACACAGGAUUAUUUAUAGACAUCAAAGAUAUUUUUUAGUAAAACAAAUUUAAAGCUGGAUUAAGAUGGGAAUUUGGUCUGGUUUUGAAAAGUGUGUGAUUCCAGAUGUUCCAGGGGAGGGGAAUAUUGCUACUUGCUUCUGUGGAACGGCAUUCCAAAAGGUCUGCCUUGGCUUACUGUAACAAGCAAAGAAAACACGUAAUCUUUUAAUUCAAAUGUCUGUUUUUCCAUAUGGAGUGCUUACUGUGUAUGAUCCUAGUUUGACUUGUCCAUACAAAAAAAGAUGAUUUUUUUAUUUUAUGUUCCUGUACCCUCAAAGUAGCUAAAUCAAUUUAUUAUAAAAUUGAGUCCUAAGUUUAUUUGCACUAAAUCCAUUUUUUUCUUCUUACAAAUGUAUUAAAAUUAGUGAAAUGCUAAUCAUGUUUUCCCAGCAGUGACUAAUAUUUUCAUUUUUUUUUUAUAGGCUCUACAUAUACAUUUCAGGUGUGACUGGUCAGGUGUUUUUCCCUAUUAAAGCUGGGCCUUUAAGAGGGAUCUUUUCUUGUCUCUGUCUGGGUAGAUGAAAGUUCACUUUAACCUCACAGCACUCAGAAACAUCUAUUUCAACACACACAACUGCUGGACUUCACUAGAUUAUCAUCCAGCCUUUGAAUUAAUUGUGUUGUUUUUCCUGAAAUGGACACAAGCAUGGUCUGAGAGAGAACUGCCAGGACAGCGAAAGGUGACAUUUCUGCCUUCAGGAACAAUCUUGGUUUUCAUCCUGAGUGGAGGAGGAGUUGGCGCUACAGUUGGAAAAGGGAAUUCUGUCCAGCAGAAGGAGAGGAAAAAAAUAGUUAAGUCAGUUCAGCAAUGCUUCGCAAUGGGAUAAAGAUAACAGUAUUUCUGAGGAACCACACUGCCUUUCAGAUUUCCUUUUCUGUAUAGUAGUUCUUCAGAGCUUCCUCCUAAAUAAGCAAGUAUUGGAAAGACUAACAUCCUCUCAGUGCAUUUACAUGGCACAAGAUGACACUGGCAGGCUUCCUUGUACCAGCACAGCCUUGCCAACACUUGUAAUUUUAGUGCAAGUCUCAUGAUGAUUAGAGUGAGGGGGGAAGCGCCAGAGGAGAAGAGGAAGAUUUAAAAUCCUAGGUCCUGGAUUCACAUGAGAAUCUUUACAGAGAAACAGUUUACAUAAAAUACAAGCACUGCCAUUGAAAUGCUGUUCUAAGACACAUUAGUGUGAACAGAAGUACACAACCCACGUGCCCUCUUUCCUUUAGUCCAGGCUCACAAAUAUGUUCCCACUGCAUUGGCAUUGUAGCAGGCAUGAUUGACACCCCAUAUGCAAGUCUAGCAUUAACUCAAUGACCUGCUUUUUCCUCUCUAUUCCCCCAUCUUAUCUGAGAGAGACUGAAAUUUGUUUAACAAAGCAACUACCAGCCUACAGAUUUCCAAAGGGAUGGGUUAGAUAUAGAGGGACAACUGCAGAGCUGAUGCAGACAGUAUAAGUUAGACCAACCAGCUUUAGCUGACAACUUUCCACCUCCUACCACAUUGUCAUGUAAGUUAUGCCACCAAAUACCUCAGCUCCUGAGGGCAAAAUCCAGAGGGGAGGGAAGCAGUACAAGGCACAUGAAACAUUUAUAUUUUCACAGCCUCUCGGGGCAUUAGAAUGUUAGAUCAGAGAGGAGGAACACUGACCAGGACAGCAGGCUUUCCCAUACUCUAGAAAACAUGCCCUGGUGUCUUAAUGUCCACAUCCUGUGGCUGAAAUGCAAUAGGCAAAGCAAGGGUGUUAGGGGCAUCACUCAUUGCUGAAUUCUUUGGUCUGGAAGAGUCUUGUCAUUUGUCACUAACAUUCAGAUAGAUCACACAAUUUAACAUUGUCUCUCUACCAACUCUUAUGACCCUUAACCCCAGAAGAGGAGCUGAUACCGUAGCAGAAGUCACAGCUGGACGGACAGUGCUUUUUCAUCCACUUCCUACGAGUCUCACAGAAACCUUUCCGAGCCCACAAUGGACAUACAAAUAGUCUGUCUGUGCAGCCUGAAAUGAAAGGAGACAAAGUAUUAAAAGGACAAGUGCCAGUUCUGAAUGUGAAAGAAAGUGAUGUGCAAUAAAAUGACACUGGCUCACA
Molecule: messenger RNA, 6049 nt
Organism: Gopherus flavomarginatus (Mexican gopher tortoise)
Lineage: Eukaryota; Metazoa; Chordata; Testudines; Testudinidae
Product: cyclin-dependent kinase 11B
Exons: 23
Coding region: 99-2450 (783 amino acids)
Biological process (GO): regulation of mitotic cell cycle; protein phosphorylation
Cellular component (GO): nucleus
Molecular function (GO): ATP binding; cyclin-dependent protein serine/threonine kinase activity
Source: RefSeq, a predicted model, not a curated record